Molecule: messenger RNA, 720 nt
Organism: Tarenaya hassleriana
Lineage: Eukaryota; Viridiplantae; Streptophyta; Magnoliopsida; Brassicales; Cleomaceae
Exons: 2
Coding region: 1-720 (239 amino acids)
Source: RefSeq, a predicted model, not a curated record
AUGAGGAAAUUAUUAGGAAUCACGGAUAUAGUAAGGAAGUUCCUUAGAAUUCAGAUUGAAAAUGGGCUGUCAACUUCAUUCUGGCAGGACCCAUGGACAAUCUACGGUUCUCUGCUUCGAUAUGUGGGACUCACUGGUCCCCGUAGCUUGCGGAUACCCUUAUCCUCCUCGGUUAGCCAAGCAGUUGCAGGUGACUCUUGGCUUUUCCCAGGUGUACGACUAGAUAGACUACAACAGGUCUUGGCACACAUCUCCACCAUCCCGCCCCCUUCACCCGAUGGCCCUUCCGACAGUGCGUUAUGGAAAUACAAAGAAGAAGAUUUCAGGCCCUAUUUCUCCUCAUCAAGGACGUGGAACUUAACCAGGACGGUACAUGUUAUCGCUCCUUGGAGUUCCAUUGUCUGGUUCCCCUUGGCCAUACCGAGGCAUGCUUUCCUUCACUGGCAGGUUAUGUUGUCCCGACUGCCGACGAAAGACCGUCUUCAGCAAUGGGGAAUCACGUCAGAUGCAACAUGUAGGUUGUGCGAUGGGGAGGAUGAAUCCCAUCAGCAUUUGUUCUUCGGCUGCACCUAUGCUUCCCACCUUUGGCGCCACUUUGGGGAAGUUUGUUGGGCAGACCCACCAAGCGAUUUGGUGGGGAUUCUGGCGUGGCUCAGCAGACCGGACCAUGCUGCCUCGAGAAACAGAAGAAAGAUUGUCAAGCGUCUCUUUGCUAGCUGA